This is a messenger RNA of Chaetomium globosum CBS 148.51, 1206 nucleotides long. RefSeq lists its product as uncharacterized. The transcript is spliced from 5 exons. Gene Ontology annotation, biological process: proteasome-mediated ubiquitin-dependent protein catabolic process. Gene Ontology annotation, molecular function: ATP hydrolysis activity; proteasome-activating activity; ATP binding. Lineage: Eukaryota; Fungi; Ascomycota; Sordariomycetes; Sordariales; Chaetomiaceae. The coding region runs from base 1 to 1206 and encodes 401 amino acids. The record is from RefSeq and is a predicted model, not a curated record. Gene Ontology annotation, cellular component: proteasome regulatory particle, base subcomplex.
AUGCCUUCUGCCACAGGUUCAAACUGGGAGAAGUACAAGAAAAACUUCGCCGAUGACGAAGUAGAAGAGAAGAAGAUCACCCCGCUCACAGAUGAGGAUAUCCAAGUGCUAAAAACAUACGGUGCUGCGUCUUACGGCGCUGCCAUCAAGAAGCUCGAGCAACAAAUAAAGGAAAAGCAACAGAGCGUAGAUGAGAAGAUUGGCGUGAAGGAAUCAGAUACCGGCCUGGCGCCGCCUCAUCUUUGGGAUGUUGCCGCCGACCGUCAACGGAUGUCGGAAGAGCAGCCGCUUCAAGUAGCGCGAUGCACCAAGAUCAUCCCGGACGAGAAGGACGAAUCGAAGAGCAAAUAUGUCAUUAACGUCAAGCAAAUUGCCAAGUUUGUCGUCCAGCUCGGCGAGCGCGUCAGCCCGACAGAUAUCGAGGAAGGGAUGCGCGUUGGAGUCGACCGGAACAAGUACCAAAUUCUCCUUCCGCUCCCGCCCAAAAUCGACGCCAGCGUGACUAUGAUGACGGUCGAAGAGAAGCCCGAUGUCACAUACGGCGAUGUUGGUGGCUGCAAGGAACAAGUCGAGAAACUACGCGAGGUCGUCGAGAUGCCGCUGUUGUCGCCCGAGCGCUUUGGCAAUCUGGGCAUUGACCCACCGAAGGGUGCUCUCCUCUACGGCCCCCCCGGUACCGGCAAAACCUUGUGUGCACGUGCCGUGGCCAACAGGACAGACGCGACCUUCAUUCGCGUCAUUGGCAGCGAGCUGGUCCAGAAGUAUGUUGGUGAGGGUGCCAGGAUGGUUCGCGAACUCUUCGAGAUGGCACGGACAAAGAAAGCAUGCAUCAUCUUCUUCGACGAAAUCGACGCUAUCGGUGGCGCGCGUUUUGACGAUGGUGCCGGAGGUGACAACGAAGUGCAGAGAACCAUGCUGGAGCUGAUCACCCAACUGGACGGAUUUGAUGCUCGGGGCAACAUCAAAGUCAUGAUCCACGCCAAGAGCAUGUCGGUUGAGCGCGAUAUCCGUUGGGAGCUUAUCUCGCGUCUGUGCCCCAACGCUACGGGCGCCGAGCUGCGUAGCGUGUGCACUGAGGCUGGCAUGUUCGCCAUCCGGGCGAGGAGGAAGGUUGCGACUGAGAAGGACUUCCUGAGCGCGGUCGACAAAGUCAUUAAGGGCAACCUUAAGUUUAACUCGACCGCUGCGUACGCGCAGUACAAUUAG